Molecule: messenger RNA, 882 nt
Organism: Salvelinus sp. IW2-2015
Lineage: Eukaryota; Metazoa; Chordata; Actinopteri; Salmoniformes; Salmonidae
Source: RefSeq, a predicted model, not a curated record
AACUGCCCAUACCCAAGCCCAUGGUGCCCCAGCUAGCCCCUCCCAAGAUUCCAGAGGGGGAUAGGGUGGACUUUGAUGACAUCCACAGGAAAAGGAUGGAGAAGGACCUCCUGGAGUUGCAGAGUCUGAUUGAUGUCCACUUUGACCAGAGGAAGAAGGAGGAGGAGGAGCUCAUUGGGCUGAAGGACCGAAUUGAGAAGCGUCGGUUUGAGAGGGCAGAGGUGCAGCGAGUUCGAGUGGAGAAGGAGCGGGACCGGCAGAACAGGAUUGCGGAAGAACGGCAGAGAAAGGAAGAUGAGGAGGCUAAAAAGAAGAACGAUGACGAGGCCAAGAAGAAGAAGGUUCUUUCCAACAUGGGGGCCAACUUUGGGGGCUUCCUGCAAAAGGCGGAGCAUCGUGGGAGGGGGAAGCGUCUAACGGGGAGAGAGAUCAAGAAGAAGACCUUGGCUGAGAGACGACCCACACUGGAGAUCGACAACCUGAGAGAGGACGCCCUGAAGCAACGAGCUCAGGAGAUGUGGAACUGGAUCUACUCGCUGGAGUCGGAUAAGUUUGACUUCAUUGAUCACAUGAAGAAACAGAAAUAUCAGAUUAUCGUUCUCUUGAAUAGAAUCACGAGUGCCCAGAAAUUUAAAAAGGUCCAUGGUAAGGGGAAGGUUGGCGGUCGGUGGAAGUAAAGAAGCUCCCGCUCUCAUAGGGCCAAAGGGAGAAGACAACUUUGGAGGGAACAAGAAAGGAGGGAGAUCCCACCAUCCCCUCUUCCCUCUUUCCUCUCUUAUUAUGGCCACCCUCUUCUUUUGCAUGUCCUAAGUUAUAAUAAUGUAAUGUAAUAUUAUACAAGUUAUAAUAAUGUAUUGAUAAUAAAACUGUGUACACUCGCUG